Messenger RNA from Purpureocillium lilacinum, 2181 nucleotides. RefSeq lists its product as uncharacterized. Gene Ontology annotation, molecular function: DNA-binding transcription factor activity, RNA polymerase II-specific; zinc ion binding; RNA polymerase II cis-regulatory region sequence-specific DNA binding. Gene Ontology annotation, biological process: positive regulation of transcription from RNA polymerase II promoter by galactose; DNA-templated transcription. NCBI's taxonomy places the organism in Eukaryota, Fungi, Ascomycota, Sordariomycetes, Hypocreales, Ophiocordycipitaceae. Gene Ontology annotation, cellular component: nucleus. The record is from RefSeq and is a predicted model, not a curated record.
AUGCAGCUUGACCAUGGCGACCGACGGCCCUCCCAGCGACUGCCCGUCAAUCCCCGGCGGCACAAGGUAGCCCCUGAGCAGCGGAAGCGCGUGGCGACUGCAUGCAACUCGUGCAAUGUGCGCCGCAUCAAGUGCUCGGGCGACCGCCCCUGCAACCAAUGCGCCUCCACCGCCCGCGACUGCGUCUACCCCGUCCUCGUCGAAAAGGUGUCGGUCCCCAAGAGCGAGCUGGACGAGCUCAAGAAAAAGGUCGAGGUCUACGAAAAGGCCCUCCAGGACGCCCUGCCCGACCCGACCCGCCGCCAGGAGCUGCUUCACCACGCCGCGAGCCCCGACUCGUCCUCGUCCACCAGCCCCUACCCCAGCAGCGCCCUCCACGGCGCCAACAGCGGCAGCCAGCACCUCUCGGGCGCGAGCUCCAUCAAGACGGAGCCCACCGACGAUGACGGCCACCAGGUCCUCAGCCCCGGCAGGCUCCUCCAGGACGCCGACGGCAUGGGCCGCUACGUCGGCGAGACGAGCGGCGCCACCUUUCUCGACCACCUCAAGGAGCUCAUGGGCGCCGUCAUGCCAAUGACGCAGCCCGCCGCCGCCGCCCUGGGCUCGGGCGACUCGUUCCUGUCGAGCCUCGGCAGCUGCAUCACCUACGACUCGCGCCCGCUCCUCAAUGGCCCGCCCGACGAGGUCAACCCGCUGUGGCUCCCGCCCGACAGCACCGUCGCCGUCGUGCUCUCGGAGCUGCGUUACUUUAUCCAGGACGGCGGCGGUCGCUGGCCCUCGGGCGGCAUCUACUGGUGGGGCGACCUCGACGCAAUGCCGAUGCGAGCGCCGUCGCCUCCGCCGCUGGCCACCGAGGUCGACCUCAACGACUACCGACACCUCGCCUUCUACCACGCCGCCCUGGCCGUCGCCUGCCAGAGCACGACGACGCAACCACCGCCGAGCUCAGACUCGAAUCAGUCGCUGAGCGAGCCGUACUUUGCGCGCGCCGCUCUGCUGCUAGGCAACCCCCUCGACAUCAAGCGCCGCACCAUCGGCGAUGUGGCCUCGCUGGCCAUGAUGGGCUUCUACCUCAUCGAGACGAAUCGCCCGGACGCGGCGUACAUGUACGUGGCGGCGGCGAUGCACAUUAGCAUCAUGCUGGGCGCACAUCGCGGAUGGGUCGACGAGAGAGGAAAGAGGGUCUUUUGGUCUGUCUACGCGCUCGACCGGUGGCUGAGCUGCCUCAUGGGCCGACCGCCGACCAUUACCGACGACGCCAUCCAGCUGCCCCUGCCGGCGGAUGCUCCAUCCAUGCCUCCCGCCUACGGCCUCAGGGCGCACGUCGAACUCUCACGCAUCUCGGGCCACGUCGUUGGCAACACGUACCACGGCGCCAAGGGCGGCGCCGGCAGCGAAGCGGGCGCGCGGCAGCCGGACAAUGCCAUCUGGAUGCUCGAGCAGUGGCAGUCGUCGCUGCCGCCACCGUUGCGGCUCGGAUCCAACGGGCUCAGCAACGACCCGGCCGUGUGCAUGCUGCACAUGCGGUACAACCAGCUCCUAAUUGUGGCGAUCCGCCCGCUCUUCUUCUCAGCGGUCAAGCGUGCCGUGGCGGAGCGACUCAUGGCGCAGCCGCCUCCGUCAACGGCAGCGACCAACUCGGAGCACCACCUGGGUCACCUGCGCUGCUGCAUCGCGGCGGCAGCGCGCAACAUGCGGCUGGCACGGCAUGCCAUCACGCUCAACGGCCACCGCAAGCUCCUGCACGCGGGGCUCCACUUCAUCUUCAACGCCGGGGUGUGCCUCAUCCUAAGGCGGCUCGUCGUGGCGCCGGGCGAGCAGGACGACGAGGACCUGCGGCCCCUGCACGGCGGAGUCGAGUUUGCCAUUGAAAAGAUGCUCGAGGCGAGCCGGACGGGCAACAGCGACGGGCGGAGGUGCGCGGAGACGCUGCGCGACCUCGGGGUACUGGUGAGCCGGCUGACGGCGCCGACGGCGGUGACGCCCACGGACCCGAUGCUCGGCGGCACGGGGCCCAGCAUGCACGCCGGCGGCAGCAUGGCACCGCUGCUGGCCAUGACGUCGCAGGAGCUGCCGGUGCCGCCGCCCAUGCCCGUCGGCGAGGACCAGGUGCUCUACGACGAGCUGAUGACGUGGAUGGGCGACGACUGGCCGUUGUACAACGGGUACAUAAACGAGUGA